UAUAUAUAUAUAAGAACAUUUAUUUCAUCAAACCUUAGCAUCAAUCGAUCGAUCUGCCGCCUUUCUCCUUUCUCCUCUCUUUUCUCUCUCUCCAAAAUCAUCAAAUUAUCAAAUAUGAGUCCUGUUUACUUGAACCCUCAAACAACUUCUUCCCCUAUACCUUUCCUAGAGUUAAAGGGAGAUCAUAAUUUUCAGGUUUUUGGUCGUUUCCAUCAUGAUGACCAUUCUCACAUCCGCCAUAACUCCGAAGAGAUCUUAUCUCUUGAUUAUUCCAGGCACGAACAAAAAAAGGUUGGAAAGCUAGUUUUAUCCCAUGAGAAAGCAAGUGAUCUUGGACAACCAUGUUCAUCCUGGCUUCAAAGGAGUAGUAUUGGAGAUGAUAGUGGUGGAAGUAGUUAUGCUUAUAAUCCAUUCAAUUUUCUAAAGGAAGAGGCGAAAAUCGAAACUCCUACCGUAAACUAUAAUAUUGAUCAGAAUAAGUCUUCAAAAUGUAAGCCCUCAAAAUUGAGAAUAAUGCAAAAGGUAGCAGCCUCUAAAAACACAGGAGAGAUGAAGAAGCUUGAUCAUGAUCUCGCCAAACGCCAAAAUAAUGAUGGGAUAAGAGUGUGCUCAGAUUGUCAUACCACUACAACCCCUCUUUGGAGGAGUGGACCUCAAGGCCCUAAGACUCUUUGCAACGCAUGUGGGAUAAGACAAAGGAAAGCAAGAAGGGCAGCGAUGGCAGCUGCUGCAGCUUCAUCAUUUGGCAAUGAUAAUGCGGUCGUACCAUCGAUAUCGCCGCCGCCGCCGCCGACGCCUGUCGAAGCUUCAAAGCCGAAGGUUCAGCUGAUAAAAUCAGAAAGAGGAGUGGAUCAUCAUCAUCAUCAUGAUAAAAGCUAUACAUUACCUAUCAAGAAAAGAAGCAAAAUAAUUGAUGCUGCUAGAAAUAAUAAUAAUAAUAAUAAUUAUACUCAUAUUAAUAUUAAUAUGAAUAAAAAUAACUCUGAAAAUGCAAAUAAUAAGCUUUUGUUUGAAGAUUUUGAAAUGAGCUCAAACAAGGAUUAUCACAAGGCCAAUUCUAAAAGAUCAUUCGCGCGCGACGAAGAAGAAGGAGCUAUACUAUUAAUGGCACUUUCUUGUGGCCUGGCUUGUUCUUCAUAGCUACAAUAAUUGAGUUUUUAAGGAUUAAGAGUAUUAAUUAGUGCAUUUUUUCCUACAAUUUUUGGAGUGUUUUUAUUUGAAUUUGUAUUGUUUUUGGUUGAAUUUGAAGAAGAAGAAGAAGAAAGAGUGAAGGUAGAUAAGUACCUAAGCUACGUGUUUUAGGAAUAGAACAAUAGCCAGCAUGAGAGAAUAGUCAUAAUAGUUAUUGAUUUAAUUACUAGUAUAAUUAAGCAUGUUUAUGCAGAAGAAUAAGAUUAAUACUAAUGAAACUCGUUAUACUAUAAUAAUAUUCUUAAUUACUCUUUGUUUUUCUUAA
Spinacia oleracea (spinach) is the source of this 1456-nucleotide messenger RNA. Its product is annotated as GATA transcription factor 21. The record is from RefSeq and is a predicted model, not a curated record. The coding region runs from base 115 to 1140 and encodes 341 amino acids. Gene Ontology annotation, molecular function: zinc ion binding; sequence-specific DNA binding. Lineage: Eukaryota; Viridiplantae; Streptophyta; Magnoliopsida; Caryophyllales; Amaranthaceae. The transcript is spliced from 3 exons. Gene Ontology annotation, biological process: regulation of DNA-templated transcription.